Molecule: messenger RNA, 6397 nt
Organism: Oncorhynchus tshawytscha (Chinook salmon)
Lineage: Eukaryota; Metazoa; Chordata; Actinopteri; Salmoniformes; Salmonidae
Product: protein Shroom1
Exons: 8
Coding region: 341-4825 (1494 amino acids)
Biological process (GO): actin filament organization
Cellular component (GO): cortical actin cytoskeleton; apical junction complex; adherens junction
Molecular function (GO): actin filament binding
Source: RefSeq, a predicted model, not a curated record
GUGGCUGUUAAAUGUAGCCAGUAGCUAUACGGGAAGCGUAUUAGCUGUGUUUUUUUUCCCUCAAAAACCGUUUGUCGAUUUAUUUAAUAUUUGAAAUGAGGGGAAACGGUUUUGUUUUUAUUCAAUUUCAGUCAAAAAUAAGAAGGUGAAUCAUACCUGAGCGACGCAAGGAUUCGCAGAUUCCUUCAACGUCGAUCACCCAGAGUUAUUCAAGAAGCACACUACUGAAGAAGCUUAGAAGGCAGAAAAUGACCCUGAGUUCUGAAGUGAAAGACUGAAGGUGAAUGUGUCGGUGUCACCUCCAUUUCACCUGUGUCCACACUUCAGUUUCCAAAGCCAGAUGGAUUCCUAUAAUUUAAACUUUGAGAAAAUGAGCAACCUGGACCUGCACCCUCUGAGCCUACCAUUGAGUCGGCUGUCCCCAGCCAAGUCCACCAGCAGCAUCGACCAGUUCACAUACCACCACGGCAAGGGCGACUCGGCCUACAGCUCCUUCUCUGGGGGCUCCAACGCCCCAGACUACUCCUCCCCCUUCCUUCCAGAUGACCUCCAGCACCACAGCCUGCACUAUGCUGACCUGAAGUAUGUGAAGGCCAUCUACCACCCCAACGUCCUCGACUCUGACGCCAAGAGCAUGGAUCAGCUCUACCGCUCCAUGGAGGCCAUCUCAAACCAGUAUUGCAACAACAAUGGCUGCCUGAGUGCAACACAGUACUGUGAUCAGAAUCAAGAAAAGCUGCCACCCCCUCCUCCUCUGCCCCCCGACCGCCUGGACAGCUUCAUAGUCACCAGGAACCUGGAGAACUGCAGGUCGCAGCACAGUCCCGAGGGCCAGCUGGCAGACAGGUCUCCUCCACGACCCCGGACAGAUAAUCCUGAUGCUGCCUGUCUCAGGCCUGACCUAGUCUAUGGUCGUAGGGCCUCACAGCCCUAUCACAGGGACCCAGUCAACUCUGACCACACGGAUAAGAACCCUGAGCAGCAAACGUCAGCAAACGUCUUAAGCCGAUCACCCCCUCGCACGAGUCAGCCUGAGCAGCACCCUAAUCAGCAGGCUGGUAGUGCCGGUGGCGGCCAUUCGGAGGGUCACUGUAAGAGGGUGCAAGAGCCCCGCGGGUCCCUCCUGCCGGAGCCACCGCCAUCUGCCAUCCCCUUGCAUGUGGCACAGAACAUGGCCAACAGCAGCAUCCAACACAAGGGCCAGUUCUACUUCGUUACAGGUGUUUGUAAGUCGUCAGAGUCCAGUCUGAACCAUGGUUCUCUGUGUGUGUCAGAAGGCAGUGAGAGCCCUGUGUCUGAGCCUGUGGACAGGGAGAGGUUGCACAGCACCAUGGACCACAUGUUCAGGAACACCCAACAGAGGAACUAUAUCACCCAUGACACCACAAAAACCGAUGUCAGGGAGUUUUACUCCAAGCGUCAAGAUAUAAACUCCAGAAGCCAAGAUGAGGCGAAACAGAUUCAGAGUAGGAUUUCAUAUGGCCCCGCUCACAUUUUAAACCGGCGCUCCCGCAGUUCCGAUGCUUUACAACAAAGUCUCAAGAUCCAGAGCAGAGAGAUCGGCAGGCAUCACAGCCCUAACCACCACAUCUUCUCCUGCGGCCCAGAGGAGAACUGUCCGCUGUUAUCAAAUUCCCACAACCAGGAAGUCCCUCCACCAAUCAGCAUGGAGCAGGCCACCCACCACAAGAGAGACGAACAAGUCAACGCAGGGAGGAGGCGGCCGUUAGGAGGCGUUGCCAGCCAGAACAUCAACAAGGAAAACACCCCGCUGCUGUACCACCUCACUGGAGCCAACAGGACGGGCCUGAAUUUGAAUUUGAAGCUCAAAAAUGACAUUGAGGUCGGUAUGCAAGGUGAAGAUGCAGGCCUCAAUGCUGCUCAUCAGGAAAGGCAAGCUCCUGUUAGCUGUAGUGAUAGGACAUCACAGGGUGAAACAUCCAAGGAGGAGAGCUCGGAGGCUAUCGCCCACCCCUGCAACACGCUGGACGACUCCUUUAAGAAGUACUACAAGGAGAAACUGAAGGGCGCCCAGGAUCAGGUCCUCAGGGAGACCUCCUUUAAGAGGAGUGACCUGCAGCUGUCCUGGCCCCACAGAGUGAGGCAGAGUGAGCUCAGGCCCACGGUACUUCACACAGUCUCCUCUUCACAGGACUCUGAGACCUCAGCAGACACACUCACCCCCUCCCCAACACAGUCUGAGGGGACAGAUAAGGAGGACAUAAAGGAAAUGCUGAAGGAGGUUGAGAAAGAGAGGCCAGAGAACGUUGCCCAGCCUCAGUUGGCUCGUAUCGGGGGCAGGAGGCGUCUGACUCCAGAGCAGAAGGAGCUGUGCUACUCCGAGCCGGAGAAGCUGAACCAGCUGGGUGACUCAGGUGAAGUAGGACUGCUGGUACUCUCAGGUGAUGAUGAGGAGCUGGGAGAACAGGGCCUGGUGGCAGCUAGGAGGAAGAUGUUUGAGACCAAAGGCAGGGCCCUGUCCACCUCCAGCCUCUCCAAGACCUCCCUGCAGCACCUCCAGCACAAGGCCCUGGUGGCCUACAUGGAGCGCAAGACGGGUCUCAAGGUGGCUGAGCCCCAGCAGCCUGCCCCUCAAGCCUCUCAAUCCCCCAAACAGGGGCACUCCAUGGCUGGGAAGCCAUCUGACUGGGGUCCCAAGCCUCAGUCUGGGAAUAAAGGAGGCCCCAAGAAGAAGCUGUACAGGCCCCAUUCCGCUGGAUGCGUCCUGGACUCGACCUCCAGCUCCAUGAAGCAUGCCCAAUUCAGCUCCUCUCAGUCCGGAGGUCAUUCCCACCAGGCUAGCUGGAGAGAGUCAACCAGCCCCUCUCAGGGGAAGUCUGCCUCUGAGGAGAGUCUUCUGGACCAACCAGAUCCACCUGAGUUGUUCAGAAACCGCUUCACCUCAACACCCCAUGCAUUUCAGGGUCACAACUACAUGAAUGAUCCCUCACCAGUCAAUGCUAUGGACACGUCCAGUGCUCAGACUCAGAGGCCAGUGGAUGAGGAGAGUGUGGUGGUAAGGAGAGACCAAGCGAAGAUUGUCCCUGAGGGUCAGCGAGUCCGGGUGAUGGGUCGGCGGGUCCGGAUGGUGGUCAAGCGGGGAAAGUCCCUGGAGGAGUUGGGUGUGUCCCAGGUCAGCAGCUCCUCAGUCCUCAGUAAGACCUCUGAGCAGCUGGGCCAGCUCCACAGCAGGCAGGGAGCCCCAGGACCAGGCCAGGAAAAAAGCAGCGUACCGUCCUUCAGCGAGACCCAGAGGAAGCCCCUCUUCAAGCAGGACUCUGCACCACAGCUGGGCAGUAGGGAGAAAAGUAGGGAGAUGACAAAAAGCACCAGGGAGUCCACUACGUCUAAUUCCCCAGUAUCAAACACCUCGUCUCAGGUCAGGGCUCAUUCAGAUGGGUCCCCUGGAUCAUACAACUUUGUCCCUUUGGUUAAAGAGGUGGUAGAGACCACUGGGCUCUCCUGCGACGUCCCACUCCCAUCGUACCUUAAUGGUCAGCAGUCCAGUGAGAGAUUGGUCAAGUCCACCUCAACUUUUCCCUCCAUACAUACCCAUCCCAGGGGCACUGGCGGGAGCAAGACUGGCUCGAACAGUGUGAAAACCGCCCCUCCUAUACAACACACUAUGGAGAGAGAGCAGUCGGUGGACGAGCCCAUUGAGACGACUCAGCCCGAGGCCUCUCAGGAAGUCUCCCUGAGCUGUGGAGUCACCACAGACCCGACUCUGUGGGUCAUACCACCUGAACCAGGGAGCCAAGUGGAGGAUCAGGGCCCAGCCCUUUCUGAUAAUCUGACCGAGGGAGAGACUCCAACUCUAGCCCAUGCUACAGCAGCUAGUGCCCUUACAACUUCCUCCACCACACCAGUCCCUGACACUGACACCUGCCAGAGUGGAGAGGGCCAACACCCAGGAGAAGACAAGGAAACCGAGAAGGAGGGGGAGGAGGAGACCCCAGCAGGAGAGACGGAGAGCCCAGAAAAGACACCCACCACCGAGGAUACAAAGUGGGAGGAGCUGGUGGAGGAGGUGGUCACAACGGAUCAAUCGCUGGCACGGGUGCUGUACCCGUUGACCAAUCGUAAGACGGUGCUGAUGCUGAUGGAGCAGCUCCUGUCAGAAGACACUCUGCUGAUGGAGGAGUACUAUAAGAAGAAGCAGAGAGACAUCAUGACACUGCAUGCUGCUGACGGCUCUAAAACAGUGGAUGAUCCUGAAGCACCUCCCACAUCUCCUGUUGAUGAGAAAGUCCAACCCCAACCAGAGCCACAAAGCAAGAUGGAUGUCACAGAGAAGAAGAGGCUGCUAGUGACGUGUAUUGAGGAGCGCCUGUUGGCCUUGGAGGAGCCCCGUGGUGCCCUGCAGGUGGAGGUGGAGGAGAACGGGUUGCGUGGCGAGGCCGUGGAGGCCCUGGUUCGGGAGCACUGCACAGCGGUGGAGGUGGAGCGCUAUUGCCUGUUCGUAGGAGACUUGGAGCGUGUGGUUAGCCUGCUGCUGUGUCUGUCCGCCCGGCUAGCCCGCGUGCAGAACACCUUGAGUACCGUGGACCAGCACACCGACGCAGAGGAGAAAGAUUCUCUGGACAACCGUCACCGUCUACUGUGUAAGCAGCGGGAGGACGCCAAAGACCUGAAGGACAACCUGGACAGACGGGAGCAGAUGGUGUCUAACUUCCUGUCUCGCUGCCUGACAGCCGAGCAGCUCCAGGACUACCGGCACUUCGUCCAGACCAAGGCCUCGCUCCUCAUCAGGAUGAAGGACCUAGAUGAGACGCAGCGUCUGGGGGAAGAGCAGCUAGAGUCCCUGCUCAACACCCUCCCUCUGUGAGGACCACCACUAGGUCCCCAUUCUACUCAUUUCCCCCAGCCAUCCAUCACCUCUCUGGGCUUAUAGAGUCCUGAACCCCCUCUGCUUCAUCCAUCCUGGGUUGUUACCAGCCAGCACAAUCACAUGGGUGUCCGUAUGUAUAAGGAAUAUAUGUGUCUUAGAAGGGUUUUAAAGUUAGGACUACAAUGUGGAAUGUCCUGUACAUCACCUUGUAUCACUUUUCAUUUGAUGUCCUUUUCACCUCUGCCUGCAAUUUAAAAAAGAAAAGAAUAUAUAUAUAUAAAAUAAGCUUUAGGAUUAUAUUCUGGCCUUGUGGUCUUUUUCAUCAUUCAUACUAGACUGUAUGUGUUUGUCAGAAUCUAAAAGAGGGUGAUAAAUGCUGUAUAUCUGUCAAAAUAGGCAGUAGAUUUAAUCUCCAUAUAUUUGUAGUUUUUUUAUGCAUUUAAAAUGAAGGCACUAUAGAUAAAAACCAAAAAGGUGAAUGGAAAAAAGCACUUUGAUAUGUAACUGCACAUUUCUGUUUUCUUUUGAAAACACUUAUUUCAAACGCUAAGCCUUAUGCCAGCCAAUGUUAUUUUUUUCAACUGAUUUGUAGAGGAAUUUUCCGCAUGAUGGGUUUUAUAUGGUACAUAAGCACAUUCAACGAGGCCGAUUAUGUACAGUAUUACCAGUGCUAUUUAAGCUACAGUCAUGUAUUGUGGUCUCACAAAGUUCCACUAAAGAGGUAACUCUUAUUUUUUUAAAUGAAAUGAUGCAUUUCCAUUCCAGAUUAUUUGCUUGAAAUAUCCUUUGGAUCUCACAAACUAAGCUUACUUUAAAUGAUUCAAAAUGAAAUGCCCAAGAACUCUCCCUGUCGGUCCUCUACCUCCUUCCACCAGAUGUUUUAUUUUAGGCUCUAGAAGCAGUGAAUCUGUUCACUCUAAUAAUAUGGAAUCCCCAUGCUGACCUUCAAUGUCAGCCUUACCCAGAAAAGGCCCUCCUCACCAGGGAACGUAUUAUUCGUUUUGACUUGUUUGGAGUUGCACUACAAUAAAUCUUCAUUUUAGACAUUAUUUCCAUAAUGAUGAAUGUCUUGUGUGAUGUCGUUCUGUUUUGAUAUGAUCAAUGUUGUGGUUUUAUUCAUUUCUAUUGAAUAUUUGACCAAGUGAAAGCACAGAGAGCUGUUAUUAUUCUGUGUUUAAUGAUGAUCCAGCAAGGCUUACUUGCAGCACUCUGAUUGAUAUGUGUUCAUUGUGAGGGGAUUAGGAUGAGCGAAGCCUUUUCCUGUUGUGUAACAGUACCGUGAGUUUUCUUUGUGUUUGGUACUUGUUUGUUUUCCCAAUCCUAUUCAUUCACAGAUAAAUAUUUUAUUGCUCUCCUCAUACUCUACAUACAGCUAGUUGAGAGAAUGCCAAGACUGUGUAAAGCUGUCAUCAAGGCGAUGGGUAACUAUUUGAAGAGUCUGAAAUGUAAAAUAUAUUUUGCUUUGUUUGACACUUUUUUUUGGUUACUACCUGAUUCCAUAUGUGUGAUUUCAUAGUUGAUGUUUUCACUAUUAUUCUAGUUAUCAUAAUAAAGGAAAAACCCUUGGAA